Messenger RNA from Camellia sinensis, 1382 nucleotides. The record is from RefSeq and is a predicted model, not a curated record. NCBI's taxonomy places the organism in Eukaryota, Viridiplantae, Streptophyta, Magnoliopsida, Ericales, Theaceae.
CAAAAUGUAACCAUUCUUUAGCUAAUGUUUAUGUUCUUGCAGCUUUUAAAAGAUUUCCCAAGGGAUUUGGUAUCUCUGAAGAGGGUUCAAGUGCUAUGCUUUUACAUGGGUCGAUCUGAUCUGUCUUUGGAUCUUGUUCAACAGGUUCUUCCCAAAAAUCAACAAGAAAACUACAUAUAUGGAAUGCUUGCCUUUCCUUUGUUAGAGCUUGGCCGAAUGGCCGAUGCAGAAGAAGCAGCAAAAAAGGGAUUUGAGAUCAACAAGGAAGACAGUUGGGCACAACAUUGUCUCUGCCAUGUCCUUCAGUAUGAAUGUCGUUUCAAGGAAGCAGUGGAGUUCAUGGAAGAAUGUUCAACAUCAUGGAGUUCUUUGUCAUCUUUUAUGUACACGCACAAUUGGUGGCAUGUAGCGCUUUGUUAUUUAGAAGGUCAUUCUUCAAUGAGAAAAGUUCUAGAGGUUUAUGACAACUGUAUCUGGAAGGAGUUGGAAAGAAGUGAUGCAGUGUUGCCCGAGGUGUACUUAAAUGCGAUUGGUUUGUUAUUGCGGGUGUAUGUACGAGGUGAAAUUGACUUCUUCGGAGACCGUCUUAAGAUCUUAGCAGGUUAUCUGACAAAUCAAGCUUUUUGGUAUUUGGAGUGGCACCUUGAUGUGUUGAUACUGUGGGCCUUAGCUUCAACUGGAGCAUUUGAUAAAGGAGAAGAUCUACUCAAGGGCUUGAGAUUCAGAAUUUCUAAGAUGAGCAAGAAGAAGCAGCAAGCAAUGCAGAGUGGAAUGCUGCUUGCAGAAGCUGUAUACGAGUAUGGAAAAGGCAACUACAAAGAGGCAUUGGAAUUGCUUGGCCCAGAUUUUGAAGCCAACAACUUUAAGACAAUUGGCGCAUCUGAUGAACAACUUGAUGUCUUCAACGAAGUUUGGUAUGUUAUGCUGCUGAAUACUGGACAAGCUGUUAAGGCAAUCGAAGUCAUUGGGAAGCGCAUAAAGAUGAGGGAAGGUGCUCCAUUCAUGUGGCGCCUACUGGAGAGAGGUUAUGCCAUGGUAGGGAGGCCGGAAGCUACUACUGUUGGAGAGAAGGCAAAGUAUUUGGAGACUGCUUACUUCAAGUAAAACUGGUACAUAUAUAUAUAUGUAUGAUAGUCCAACCUCUCGCAUUUUUUACCAUUUGUUGAGAGGUUGAACAUUAAUGAUGUAAUAAAAUCUUUCAAUUUUGUAUGUAAAUUUAGUUUACUGUUUGUAGAUACAAAUACUUACACGAUAACACUUGAACAUACUUCUAUCCUCAUUGCUGCAAACAUUGCAAACCCCCCCUCCCUCUCUCUCACUCAGCAUAACCAGGUUGGUAUAGUUGGUUCAACAAGCAAGGAUGCGAGUAUUCUGUGGUUUAA